CAUAAUAUAAGCUUUAUUACAGGCGGUGAAAAUGCUGAGUUGUACAGAAAUAGAAAGGAUAUAUUUUCUACAAACACCCAAGUUGUUACUGACGCUGAUCUCAAGAUAAGGGAUAUUGUAGCACGAUGGCCAGGCUCCGUACAUGACAGCAACAUUUUUAAUAAUAGCCGGUGUAGAGGAUGCCUACACCGGGUUAAGCAUUUGUUGAGCUCUCAACAACUAGGUCGGUGUUGUCUUUUAGGAGAUCGAGGCUAUGCCCUUAGACAAUAUUUGCUGACACCAUUAGAUCCUCCAACAGAUGCUGAAAAACUUUAUAAUGAGAGUCAGAUAAGAACUAGGAAUGUUGUGGAGGGAACCUUUGGUGUUUGGAAGAGGCGAUUUCCCUGUAUUGGAUCUCAACUUAGAGUAAAACUAAAAAACGUACAGGCUAUAAUUGUAAGCACAGCAAUAUUACACAAUAUAUGUAUUAUGAAUAGAGAAGAUUUGCCAAGCGGUGAAGAUUCACUACGUGAACUUGAAAGUGAAAGUAAUAUAAUACUUCCAGAUUCUGAAGCUGAGCAGUAGUAUAGAGGAGAUAUAAUCACUACUUACUUCAAUUCAUUAUUAAACUCUGAUGAAAUCAAUAAUAGUAUCAAUUAAUAUGGAAUAUUUUACAAUAAUGUAUAGAUGUGAAAAGAAAUUAAAGAUUAUUAUUACGAUUGAAA
Molecule: messenger RNA, 704 nt
Organism: Melitaea cinxia (Glanville fritillary)
Lineage: Eukaryota; Metazoa; Arthropoda; Insecta; Lepidoptera; Nymphalidae
Product: protein ALP1-like
Exons: 2
Source: RefSeq, a predicted model, not a curated record